AUGGCGUCGCUGGGACUCAGCGACCGGGAGAAAGCCGGAUGUCGCGAUCUCUUGGAGUUUCUCGAGACGGAGGAGCUGAUCGCCCUGACGGACACCAUCACCAACCGACUUGUGCACCCGGAGUGUCGCCAAGAAGCCAUUCAUGCCAUUUUGGUUUACAGCCAAAGUGCUGAGGAACUUUUGAAACGCAGGAAAGUCCAUCGAGAAAUAAUUUUUAAAUAUUUAGCAACACAAGGAAUUCCAGUGCCUCCUUCUUCUGAGAAACAUCUACUUAUUGACCGUGUAAAGCAGUACUGGAGUAGGCAGCUGACAACAGGACCCUCAGAGACAGAGGAGAGAAAACCAAAGGCAAAGAGUCAUGGAGAAAGGGAAAAGUCACAUGAUAUUCAUGAUCUAGGAGAAGAAUUCUGUCAGUGGUUCUUUGAACUCCUCAAUUCUCAACAUCCUUUGGGAGUAAAAUCUGAAGAAACAUGGGGACCGCAGCAUUUUUGGGAGAAUGCCAAAAUGAAGUUCUGUUACAACACAUUAGAAAAAAAUAUGGAAGAAUAUGUUGGUGCAGAAAUAGUGAGCCUUCGUCUCCUCUCAUUGGUUAAAGAAGAAUAUCUUCUAUUCAACCCUAAUUUGCAUGCCAGUGGACUGAAAUGUGUCAUGUCUCAACAUGGAUUAGUACUGGUAGCAGUAGCUGGCACAGUACAUAGAAACAACAUUUGUUUGGGUAUCUUUGAACAAAUUUUUGGACUCAUUAGCUGUCCCUUUAGGGAGAAUACCUGGAAAAUAAAAGUUGUGAGUCUUGAAAUAGUUGGACAGAAUGCUCUGGAACCUGGGAUGCAAAUUGAAAAACCCUCCAUAAAAUACAAAUCAAGUCAACUGAAAGAGUUUUAUGAUGGGAAAGAACUGACUGUGUUUGAACCUCAGAAAUUCUGAGCAGUUUUCUCACAACUGGGUGAAAAGGGGAACUAGAGCACUUGUAGUGCACAGAUGAAUAUUGAAAUGGUUUCAGCCAUAUGAUGUCUCUUUUUUGAAUCAGAUUUGAUGGAUGACAAACUGAGAUACAGGGUAUUAAUACAGUUGAUGCUUAGGGGCACCUUUCCAAGAGCUAAGAAAUAUUUCAGAGUAUUGCUUUAGGUUUUAUACUAUACUUAGGAGUAGAGUUAGUUUGGUUAUUAUUGGUUGCAAUACAUAGUUAUGUUAAAAAAAUCUUUUUUCAGAAGUAUAUAAUGAACUGGAUCACUCUGAUUUCACAAACAGUAGGUUCCUUCAGUUUAAACUUUUAUGAGUUGUAACAAGAAGGUGUUGCAUCUGGCUUGUUGAGACUGGGACUGAUGAGUGUCUAAAUGGAUGUUUUAAGUCCCAAAAAUGAGUCUGCUGCUUCAGACGUUUUUGGAGAGAACAGGCAAAACAAUGUGAACGGUGACUGCUGUCAUCAGUGAACAAUAGAAGUUGUUUGAUGGGACAAUUCAGGAAAGUCACUGAAGUUGUUUUUUCCUUUGGGCUGAUAGCUUCCUUUCCUUAGGUUUCCAACUUUGUAAUGAAUACAGACAAACUCUCACAUUCUAUCUGUGUACCCAGGCAGACAAAUCUGAGAGGGUUAACCAGAUAUCCAUUUCCAGUACUGAUUCUCUUGGGUCAAGUAGUGGGUUUAAUGACUUACAACAACACUGUAUGAAC
Messenger RNA from Indicator indicator, 1668 nucleotides. RefSeq names its product chromosome 1 C3orf38 homolog (gene C1H3orf38). The transcript is spliced from 3 exons. The coding region runs from base 1 to 924 and encodes 307 amino acids. Lineage: Eukaryota; Metazoa; Chordata; Aves; Piciformes; Indicatoridae. The record is from RefSeq and is a predicted model, not a curated record.